Meriones unguiculatus (Mongolian gerbil) is the source of this 2708-nucleotide messenger RNA. RefSeq names its product ORAI calcium release-activated calcium modulator 2 (gene Orai2). Bases 14 to 766 code for a protein of 250 amino acids. Gene Ontology annotation, cellular component: membrane. The transcript is spliced from 2 exons. The record is from RefSeq and is a predicted model, not a curated record. Gene Ontology annotation, biological process: store-operated calcium entry. Gene Ontology annotation, molecular function: store-operated calcium channel activity. NCBI's taxonomy places the organism in Eukaryota, Metazoa, Chordata, Mammalia, Rodentia, Muridae.
CCUAGGUCCCACCAUGAGUGCAGAGCUCAAUGUGCCCAUGGACCCCACCACCCCUGCCUGCCCUGAGCCCGGCCACAAGGGUAUGGAUUACCGAGACUGGGUCCGACGCAGCUACUUGGAACUGGUCACCUCCAACCACCAUUCAGUGCAGGCACUAUCCUGGAGGAAGUUGUACCUGAGCAGGGCUAAGCUGAAAGCCUCCAGCCGGACCUCUGCCCUCCUCUCUGGCUUUGCCAUGGUGGCCAUGGUGGAGGUGCAGCUGGAGACACAGUACCAGUACCCACAGCCCCUGCUCAUCGCCUUCAGCGCCUGCACCACGGUGCUGGUGGCCGUGCACCUCUUUGCCCUGCUCAUCAGCACAUGUAUCCUGCCCAACGUGGAGGCUGUGAGCAACAUCCACAACCUCAACUCCAUCAGCGAGUCACCGCACGAACGCAUGCAUCCCUACAUCGAGCUUGCCUGGGGCUUCUCUACUGUCCUGGGCAUCCUGCUCUUCCUGGCUGAGGUGGUACUGCUCUGCUGGAUCAAGUUCCUCCCAGUGGAUGCCAGGGGCGAGCCGGGCUCACACAGCCACACGGGCUGGCAGGCCGCACUGGUGUCCACCAUCAUCAUGGUACCUGUGGGUCUCAUCUUCGUGGUCUUCACCAUCCACUUCUACCGUUCCCUGGUGCGGCAUAAGACAGAACGCCACAACCGCGAGAUCGAGGAGCUGCACAAGCUUAAGGUGCAGCUGGACGGACACGAGAGAAGCCUGCAGGUAGUGUGAACAGCACAGCCUGCAGGGGAGUGGGGCCCCUUGGGCGGUGCCAGCCACCACACAGCUGGUUGGAGUAGCCAAGGGGCUGCCAGACAAACUCUGGCUGCAUGAGAACGCCAUGGCAUCACAAGAGCCACAUCGGGGAUUGCUAAGCAGACGCUCAGAUGCUGCCCUGAUAACUCCACACUCCUGUCCUCGCAUGAAUAAGGGUCUAAGGAAUGAGAAUGCCAACUGUUCCAUCAGAGGCCAGAGGAAGAAACAUGGUCACAGUUGUACGGCCCUAGGGACUACAACUAGGGACUUCCUGGGUCCCAGCAUACCAGAGUUCACGGUAGAUCUCAGAUUGGCAAGGCCUGUUGGGGUGUUGGAGCUCAGUUGGUGGAGUGCUUGCCCAGGGUGUUGAAAGGCCUAGCACUACCUAAGCCAGGGGUGGUCAUCCCAGUUUCAUCCCAGGACUAGGGAGGUGGAGGAAGGAGGACCAAGAGUCCAAAGUUGUCUGUCCUUUGCUACAUGGUGAGUUUGAGGCUACGUGAGACACCAUCAAACACAAGCACAUGUGUGCACGCUAGCACGGGCAUCCACCCACCCACCCACACAAUAGGCUGUUGGAAAGUGCAUAGGUGGACCCAGGGUAGCAUGGCUUGUGAUAACAGGGAUGUGGUGACCAGUGUACAGCUCAGCUUGGUGCUUCACUCUUGGGGACCAUCACUGGGUGUUCAGGAUCCCAGGGCACAAGCAGCUCAACAAGGGUAACAGAUACUGUUUUUAGAACCAGAGUUUCCUGGUCUUAGAGAGAUGAGCAAGUGUGGGAAGCCUGGCAGGACUAAGGAGAAAUGUCUUAGAGCCCAGCACCAUAGGCAGACUGAGGUUAGAGAUGGUGACACCCACAUACCACUGGCAGCAGAUUCCACAUGCAGAGAUGUCGACCUCUUAGCCACAAGAAGAGCCUGAGCCAGCCCCCUCGCCCCCACCCCCACUCUUGUGGACUGUGUCAGCACAGGCAGGGACACCAUCUCAGAGACCAGCCAGCUCAGCCACUACCCCCCAUUCCCUCACUGCCUGUGGUCCUCAGAUGUUGAGAGGAUAAACUAGAGGGACUUCCUGUUUCAGCAGCGCGGUUAGCCUGGCCUGUGGGGGGGGCAGGGGCCUACCCCAGCCUAAUACAGGAAGCUAUUCCCUGUGAUGAGCCUGAUCAACUGCCAAGGCCAGGACUUUCAACGCAGGUCCCUGCCCCGUGUUUACACAGCUUUGCAUGAGUUUGGCAUGGCCACUGUGGGCAUCUGGCCACCCAGCUGGUGUUGUCACCCAUACCCUGAGGUACAGCGCUAACUUGCGUGGGAGCUGCUGGGACACAGUGCUUACCUAUUUCUGCAAUAUUACCCAAAUGAUUGCUGGGUUCCCAUGAGCACCACUUCUGUUUCUUACAAAUUUUUUUUUUUUGGAGUCUGGAUUUGGUGCCAUGGGAUCCUGGAGUUCCACCCCACCGCUGCUGCCACCAACGGCCCUCUGCCCCUGUGAAGUCUCUGGAAAUGGGACACAACCGAGUACAACCUUCAACACUCAGAGGGCCCUGGGGAGCCUUGUGGACAGUCUUCCUUGUAAACUGUGACAUCUGUGGGGAGCCAGGUCACAGUGUCCCGUGAACCCAGGAAAACGCCCUCUGUCUUUCAAAGGGUGUGUCUCUUAAGCACCUCCUCACACCCCUGCAGACAUCUGUCUUGAGACCCCUUGAGUCUCAGACCUGUAUGCUUUCCUAGGGUCUUUUGAGAAGGUCAGCCCAGCACCUGGGGAGGCAGAGGCAGAGGCAGGUGGAUCUCUGUGUGUUCAAGGCCAGCCUGGUCUAUAAAGUGAGUCCAGGACAGCCAAGGCUACACAGAGAAACCCUGUCUUGAAAAAAAAAAUAAAAACAAAAACACAAUGCUAGAAUCAUGGGUGGACAAGAUGGCUCAGU